GGGAAGUCCACAGAGACAUGAGCGAGAGGAGGCGAUCUGCCGCCGCGCUGAGCUCCCGCGCGCACGCCUUCUCCGUGGAAGCCCUCAUCGGCUCCGGCAAGAAGCGGCGGCUGCGCGCCUGGGACGACAAGGACAUCCGCCUGGCCGUGGACGGACUCGCGGGGGACGCGGACGAGCCGGAGCACUGUCUGGACAUGGACCCGGACUGCGAGACGAGUCCCGGCUCGGACGUGGAGGACGCGUCGGAGAGGACCUCGUGUUCCUUCGGUUCCCCGGCGGAGCUUCCAUCAGGAGCCUGCGAGCCUCCAGCGUCGUCCAUGGAGGAGAUCCACGUGGAGCUGCAGUGUGCCGACCUGUGGAAGAGGUUCCAUGACAUCGGGACUGAGAUGAUCAUCACCAAGGCCGGCAGGAGGAUGUUUCCUGCCAUGCGGGUCAAGAUCGCCGGCCUGGACCCGCACCAGCAGUACUACAUCGCCAUGGACAUAGUCCCCGUGGACAACAAGAGAUACAGGUACGUGUACCACAGCUCCAAGUGGAUGGUGGCGGGGAACGCCGACUCGCCCGUGCCGCCGCGCGUCUACAUCCACCCGGACUCGCUGGCGUCGGGGGACACGUGGAUGAGGCAGGUGGUCAGCUUCGACAAGCUCAAGCUCACCAACAACGAGCUGGACGACCAAGGACACGUCAUCCUGCACUCCAUGCACAAGUACCAGCCUCGUGUCCACGUCAUCAGGAAGGACUUCAGCAGCGAGCUGUCGCCCAACAAGCCGGUGCCCGGCGGCGAGGGCGUCAAGACCUUCAGCUUCCCCGAGACCGUCUUCACCACCGUCACCGCCUACCAGAACCAGCAGAUUACCAGACUCAAGAUCGACCGCAACCCCUUUGCCAAAGGGUUUCGGGACUCUGGCAGGAACCGGACGGGCCUGGAGGCCAUCAUGGAGACGUACGCCUUCUGGAGACCACCUGUGCGCACGCUCACCUUUGAGGACUUCACCAACAUGCAGAAGCAGCAAGGCGGCAGCACGGGGACGUCCCCGACCACCUCCAGCACGGGGACUCCCUCCCCCUCCGGGGCGGCGCACCUGCUCUCCCCCUCCUGCUCCCCUCCCGCCUUCCACCUGGCGCCCAACACCUUCAACGUGGGCUGCCGGGAGAGCCAGCUGUGCAACCUGGGCCUGUCCGAGUACCCGGCGUGCGCCCGCAGCAACAUGGCGGCGCUGCAGGGCUACGGCGGCCUGGCCGACGGCUCCUACGGCCGCCUGCAGGCUGCAGGGGGCGGCGUGGCCUCCGGCCAGCCCGCCGAGUCCUUCCUGCCGCAAAGGACUUCCUCCUUGAUCGCCGCCGGCAUGCAGGGCGGCAUGACCGGCGGCGGGUGCGGCGCCGGCACCGGCGCCACCGGGGGGAAGAUGGAUGCCUACGGCGGUCAGCUGGGCUCUUUCCCGGCCUCGCAGCUUCAGUACGUGAUGCAGGCGGGGGGCGGCUCCGGUGCCGCCUCCUCGUCCGCCCCGUCGGGCUCCUCCCCCUCCUCGGCGGCACACAUGUUCAGCGGCGCCCACCACCACGUGCAGCAGGGCUCCUACAACGCCUUCUCGCUGCAUAACCCCUACAACCUCUACGGGUACAACUUCCCCGCCUCCCCCCGCCUGGCCACCAGCCCUGAAAAGCCGCAGGGUGGACUGCUCUGCUCCUCCGCCGCCCCCCCAGGCGCCUUCGCCGAGCGCCAGUACCUGUCCAACGGCAACAUGGACGCCGUGCACAUGAUCGGCAACGGCGGUGGCGGCCAACAGGGAGGCGGCGCCUGCGACGGGCGCCAGUACGGCUCCGCCUCCCAGAUGUCCAUGCACAUGGUGUGAAGACGGGAGUCCAGGAGAGCAGAGUUAGACCAUGUGACGGAAAAGAAGGAUCAUCUUGUGUUUUUGCUUUUUUAGCUCGUGAAGACGCUCCCUCCUCUUAAAAAGGCCUCUGAGGGGGCGUCACAAAUAUUAUUUAAGUUUCGACGUCGAGGACAUGUUUGGAUCGGGUGCAAUAAUUCAUCACGUCACAAACCAGCCUCACUUUCUUUGGACAAGAGGAAACAGCAGGCCUCCCCAUUUUGGAGUGAAUAUUAGCACAUCCAUAA
Messenger RNA from Entelurus aequoreus (snake pipefish), 2119 nucleotides. Its product is annotated as T-box transcription factor TBX15-like. Gene Ontology annotation, molecular function: DNA-binding transcription factor activity, RNA polymerase II-specific; RNA polymerase II cis-regulatory region sequence-specific DNA binding. The record is from RefSeq and is a predicted model, not a curated record. The transcript is spliced from 8 exons. Gene Ontology annotation, cellular component: nucleus. NCBI's taxonomy places the organism in Eukaryota, Metazoa, Chordata, Actinopteri, Syngnathiformes, Syngnathidae. Gene Ontology annotation, biological process: cell fate specification; regulation of transcription by RNA polymerase II; positive regulation of DNA-templated transcription. The coding region runs from base 18 to 1853 and encodes 611 amino acids.